Messenger RNA from Prorocentrum cordatum, 342 nucleotides. The record is from the annotation of a GenBank genome assembly. NCBI's taxonomy places the organism in Eukaryota, Dinophyceae, Prorocentrales, Prorocentraceae.
AUGGAUCUGCGCUCCGCCACCCGGCGCGACAGCGCGUGCAUGGUGAAUCAGGGCUGUUUGCCCUGCGUCCCGUUGAAUUGCCCGUCGCUUCUUCACAUGCUCCGCCAGCUGGCGUGGCAGCGCGUUCCGUCCUCCGUCAUCCCCGUCCUGCUCCGCUCCUUGGCCCUCCUGCGCGUGCUCGGCCCGACAGGCCAGGAAAACUCGACGGCCUCCGCAGAGCAUUAUAGAUUGUUCCGGGCAGCGAGCCAGUUUCUGCCCUCGCCGUCAGGGCCGCGGGGUGGGCGAGGAGGCCAUGCCCCAGCCCGGCGCCCGGCCGUGCGGCGGCACUGCGACGCGCCGUGA